This is a messenger RNA of Mycena citricolor, 414 nucleotides long. NCBI's taxonomy places the organism in Eukaryota, Fungi, Basidiomycota, Agaricomycetes, Agaricales, Mycenaceae. The record is from the annotation of a GenBank genome assembly.
CUCUUUCCAUGGACGGGAAGGCGCACCCCUGCGAAUCGACAUAUUUCCACGCCCGUCUCGACGUCGGUCAAGAGAACCGUUUCUUCCACACAGGUCAAUAUUUUGGUUCCAUCUUCAAAGGCGGCGACGGGCCCGGAAGUGUACAAAGGUGCGAUGGAGCGGGCAUUCUUGAAGCUGAUUAUUUGUCAAUCCUUGUAAACGAGACGAGCAAGGGAUGUAACAGACGCGGUCUUCAGCUUCGGGCGAUUCGAAUCGAUCGUGUUGGUCCCGAUCUAGUAGUGUAUCCAUGACGCCAAGUAGCACCGCCACGCCAUUGAUGUGCUUUAAAGCGCUUAGACCGAUUAUCGUAAGUGGGCUCGGUUAAUAGGAUACAGAAAAGGAGCAGCAUCUAGUCAAAGAGACAUCGGAUCCGAU